CUUUGGGCUAAAAGUAUUAUAGAAGGCAAAAGCUUUAAUAAUUAAAAAGAAACAAAAAAUUACUUUUUUAAUUUUUGAUACAACUAAUUAAAAUUUCUUAAAACUUUGUCGCCGAAGCGUAAAGGAAAAAUCUUUAAAUCUUUUUUUGAUGUACGAAGAGAGGAGGCACGAUUCAUCAUCCAAAGCAGUUGCGUUGUUCGGCGAUCACCAAGCAAAUCUUUCGACUCAAGACAUCGAUUCGUAAAAUUUCAUUUUGCCUUUACAAUUUACAAACUUCUAUGCGGAGGAACCCUAACUGAUCCGCCAUGGGAGAUUCCGUUUCGGUUCAUCAAUCUCUUGGUGGUGGCUCAGUUGCUGAUUUGCUGUUAUGGAGAAACCGGACUGGUGCAGUGAUUUUGUUAUUUGCUUCUACUGGGUUUUGGUUCUUAUUCGAGAGAGCUGGAUACAAUCUCUUGUCUUUCGUCUCCAAUGUUCUGCUUCUUCUUGUUGCGAUCCUCUUCUUGUGGGCUAAAUCUGCUACAGUACUCAACCGACCCUUGCCUCCAGUUCCGAAUAUGGAAAUCCCUGAGGAGUUUGCGAUCAAGGCUGCUGAUGAUCUUCGGCUUUGGAUCAAUUAUGUACUAUCAAUUGCAAGUGAUAUCACCAUAGCUAGAAGUCCGAUUCGUCUCCUUCAGGUUUCAUUUGUCUUGUUGGUUAUCUCCUAUGUUGGGACUUUAAUCAACUCUCUCACUCUUGUCUACAUUGGAGUUCUGCUCAGCCUUUCUUUUCCUAUAGUGUAUGAGACAUACCAAGACCACAUUGAUGAUAAACUGAAUUCGACUUCUAAAUUCGUUCGAAGUGUCUCAAGAAAGUUUCCAAUGCCCGUAAGCAAAGAGAAAAAACAUCAGUAGGUACUAGAGUGUAA
Camelina sativa (false flax) is the source of this 904-nucleotide messenger RNA. The record is from RefSeq and is a predicted model, not a curated record. NCBI's taxonomy places the organism in Eukaryota, Viridiplantae, Streptophyta, Magnoliopsida, Brassicales, Brassicaceae.